GUACCAUAGCUCAGGACCACAGCUGGGAUCCAAGGAUCCAAAAGUCCCUUUCUCCACUGGCAUUCUCUACUGAAGAGAAAAUUGGUUCUUUGUCCAACUUCAAGCUGUGUCUGAUCAGAAGGAGCUGGAGUGGGCGUCUCUGAGAAGCCAAGAAGGAACCUCACUUCUGUAAAUGCUAGGAGCCAAAUCAGGGUAAAUCAACAUGAAUGCCGUCAGCCAAGCCUCCCCAGAGGCAGUACUGCCUAAGCACAUUCUGGACAUCUGGGUCAUCGUCCUCAUUAUCCUGGCCACCAUCGUGAUCAUGACUUCCUUGGUGCUGUGCCCGGCCACGGCUGUCAUCAUUUAUCGAAUUCGGACUCAUCCCAUACUCAAUCAGGCCUUUUGAAGCUGGUGGAUGCUGGGGAUGGGUGGGAUCCUAGACUGGACUUUUGAUGCCUGAAAAUGGCCCAGAAAACUUCCCCUCUGAUGAGUUAAUGAGAGCCUUUUCAUUAUGGAAAAUGGUUUGAAGCUACUAAAUGGAACUAGAUCUUAUCUGUGAAAAUGCCUUUUAUGAGGCAUGUCUCCAUCAACACUAUCCACAGUAUUGGAGGAAGGCAGCUUUUCUGGCAGGGCUGGUCUCCUUCUGUCAAGCAGAUUAGGCCCAGUUUCAGGAUGUACAAGAUACAAGGUGGAGCCUCCCAGAGCUGAAACUUCUGGAAAUUGGAGAUGCUUCAAGAGCAGGGACAGGGAUGACCAAGCAGUUACUCUUCCUUCUUCUUCUUCCCUUUAAAAGUACAAAUUCCUCCAAUCACCAACAAAGCCCUCCCUGUUCUGGGAAGUCCCAUACCAAGUUUUCUAUCAUGUUAAAUUCCUGGUUGAAUGUUGUUCUUAGUUGGUUGUAAGUUAGCUAAAAUCCUAGCUCAUAGUUUUAAGUCCCUUUGCUUUUUAGGACAUUUAAAUUUGAAUAAAAUACUAUUUAUAGUAUUUUAAUAAAAUGCUAUAUAUUCAUGUUGCCCAAAGAAAUUAUUAUUAUUUGUCAAUAAACAUUUGUUAAGGACCUACUAGAGGUCAAGCAUUGUGCUAAGUAUUAGAGAUAUAUAAAGAAAGGCAAAAAAAAUAAAAUAGGGGUCCCAGCUCUCAGAGAGCUCAUAGAUCUCAGGCUCUGUGACAGUUCCUUGGGAUAUAUUUGGGGAGAGGGCUAUUCCAGAGGUCUGGUCCUGCUCAACAAUCAAGAGCAUAUGUCUUAAACCAUUGUGAUGGUAUCUUAAGCUGGAAGAAGAUAAAAAAUUUGGAUCAGAGAAGCUUGAAUAUAGCAUUUCCUAAAUUCUUGCUUCUGUUACCAUACAGAAUCUGAAAACCAGAGCUACUUAGGUAGAGAUUCUAUGAUCCUUCAGGCCACACAGAAAUCUGGUACCUCUCCAAAGAGAGCUACGGCUGGGCUUAGCAGGAUAUGCACUAUUGCCUUAUUCUAUAUCAGCCCAAGAUUAUAUAUCUAUCCUCUAGGGCUGUGUCCUAAUUUUUUUCUCCUUGGGAUCAGGUGUGUGAUUUCAUUGACUCUGACUUUGCUUGUGAGCUCUGUAGCCUUCGGCAUGAAAUUGACAUCCUUGGAGAGGUUAAGUGAUUUGUCUAAUAUCAACAGAAUUGGUCAAAUAAGUCUUAGUGGAGUGGUUCUUCCAUGUCACAUUUUAGAAUCAGUGUAAAAUGAGGACAAUUGUUAGAUACAUUUUAUGGCUUUAAGGUUAACAAAAGUCUUUUCUUGUAACAGAUCUUUGAGGGAAAGUACAAAUACUAUUCCUGUUUUAAAGCUGAGGUUCAAAGACCACAGAGACUGGAAGACUUUUGUUAAGUUUCUGACAUAUAUUGGCUAUAUGGUCAUAGGGAAGCCAUUUAACCUCUUGGUCUCCAGGAAACUCUUCAAGACUAAAAGUAUCACCUGUGUAUAUAUAUUUGUGUUUGAUUCAUUGGUUGCCCAAGUUUUCAAACCUAUUCUCCCUUCCAUACAGGCUCCAGAAUGUUUCUAGCCCCCUCUUUUCGUCCCUUAUCCAUCACAAGUCUCAUGACAACUUCCCCCCCCCCCCAGAUCUUAUCUCUGCUCAAGUGAGUGGACAUGUUACCCUUUCCAAAUAAGAGAUUUCGUUUUCAAGAGAAAGCUAGCCUACCUUGGUGACUUUCUCAUGGGGGCAUGUCAGACACUGUGUCAGGGACAGUAGGGGAAAUAUUCCUCAACAGAUGGGGUCUAUGUCAUCAAGCAAGUAUAUGAAAUUCCCAGAGCUCAGAAAAUUGUUUGGAAAGAUUACACAAAGAUCUAGUAGGAAAAGAAUGUUUUUUAUUUAGUGUUCUUGUUUUCCUGAAGGACUCUUAAUUGCCAUUAAAAAUAAGAGGAUCAAGUGCUGGCCCUGAAGUCAGGAGGACCUGAGUACAAAUCCAGCCUCAGACACUUUACACUCCCUAAGCUAUGUGAUCCUGGGCAAAUACUUAACCUCAGCCAAAAAUAAAUAAAUUAAUUAAUUAAUAGGAUCAGAAUAUCUAAGAUUUUUUUUUCUUUCAUCCAUAAAUAUCUUUGGAGCACCAAAAGCCCUGUGCUCAAUACUGGGAAUCCAAUAUAAAUAAGAUAUAGUAUCUACCUUCUAAAUGCUUACAAUGACUUUUCAACGUCUUUAGCACCUGACGGGUCUAACUGCUCUGCUUUGGAGAGUUUGGAGGUAUGAAUUCACAGGAAGGGGACAGUAACAAGCCUGUCUUUAGCCCUGUGCUCAAUACUGGGAAUCCAAUAUAAAUAAGAUAUAGUAUCUACCUUCUAAAUGCUUACAAUGACUUUUCAACGUCUUUAGCACCUGACAUGUCUAACUGCUCUGCUUUGGAGAGUUUGGAGGUAUGAAUUCACAGGAAGGGGACAGUAACAAGACAAAAACUUGGGAACAGUUAAGUUAAAUAGCCUAGGUAGGCUUUCCAGGGAAGGUAAAAAGUUUGAGGUACUUAAAGGAUGAAUAAGUUUUGCCCAGAGCAAGUGGUUAAACUUCCCAUCCAGUCUUUUGUUUCCUGAGGUGGUCUUAUACUUUCCAUGAUUCCUUAUAACUAGUACCAAUACAUACUUUCUUUGCUAAUGAUAGCUCAGAUGUCUCUUAGAAAACUUACUAUUUUCAUGUUAUGUUGCUGAAGAAAACAUGCAAACACAAAAACAAGAGAAAAUUAUAAAGCUGAAAGAGUAUAUUUUAAUCUAUGUCAAGAGUCUGUAAGUUCUCUGAAUUUUUCAUCAUUCAUCCCUUUGGAAUUGUCUUGAUUAGAAUAGCUAAAUCUUUCACAGUUAAUCAUCAUUACAAUAUUGCUAUUACCCUGUACAAUAAUCUCCUGGUUCUGCUCAUUUCAUUUUGUAUUAGUUCAUACUUAACAUAGUUUUUCUGAAAUUAUUCUGUUUGUCAUUUAAAAAAAAAUAAAGCUAUUUAUUUUCAAAAUA
Messenger RNA from Antechinus flavipes (yellow-footed antechinus), 3433 nucleotides. RefSeq names its product small integral membrane protein 3 (gene SMIM3). Bases 203 to 385 code for a protein of 60 amino acids. The record is from RefSeq and is a predicted model, not a curated record. Lineage: Eukaryota; Metazoa; Chordata; Mammalia; Dasyuromorphia; Dasyuridae. The transcript is spliced from 2 exons.